Nakaseomyces glabratus is the source of this 1293-nucleotide messenger RNA. It is a transcript of the gene VAC17, whose product is annotated as Vac17p. Gene Ontology annotation, biological process: vacuole inheritance. The record is from RefSeq and is a predicted model, not a curated record. Gene Ontology annotation, molecular function: protein-membrane adaptor activity. NCBI's taxonomy places the organism in Eukaryota, Fungi, Ascomycota, Saccharomycetes, Saccharomycetales, Saccharomycetaceae.
AUGGCUUCGCUAGAGGAAAUUACUGAGAGAUUAUUAGAAAGGUCAAAUGAGGCCAUAGAACAACUAGAUGAAUGGAUCCUGCUCCAGAAUAAGAAUAGACACAUCUCAGAAAAUAAAAGUGGACUCGAUAGUAUAGAAAGGCUUGACGAUAAAUAUACAGAGUUUCUCGAGAAGUUAAAUUCAUUGUACAUAAGAUCGCAAUAUAUUAAGGAUAAGAUCAGAACAGAGAAAAAUGCAAAAGCAACAAAGAGAAAGAGCGAAUUAAACACCAGUCGGAUACAAGAAUUAAUGUUAGAGUUUAAAGAGAUAACUCUGAGUUUAAAUGAGAUUGCUCAACAAGAUGAUGAAACAAACAGUAAACAGUUGUCACCUGCGUCUACUUCAACCAAGAGUAGCUUAGAGUCAUUUACACCAAAACCUCUAAAGAUACUCAAUCGCGCUAGUAUGAUUAGAUCACCUAUAAAUUCACCCCCAAAAAAGAGAAAUAUAUCGUUUUGCCCUAUACAUGAAAACUUAUCUGUUACUGAAUAUGAAUCGCUCCCGAGCAGCCCCAACAGAAGUAAUCUACUAGAAGAACAAGAACAAGUAUUACAUCCCGCUAGGUCUUUUCAGACAGGAUUAAGGACAGAAAAAGCUAGAAAACCAGAUAAGAAUCAACUGGAUAAGUAUUUCAAAGAUAAGCAAAGAUUAUCCUUAACUCUAUUUGGAUCUGCUGAUGCAGAUGAUGGGGAGAGUCUAAAUAAUAAUGAUUACUCGGAUGAGGAAACUGUGAUAUUUACUAGCUCCUCAAACAUUGAAACAGAUGCAAUAACAGAUGAUAUGAAACCUAUACGGAGGUGUAAUUCUCAUGAAAGUGUUUUAUCAGUACACAAUAAAUUUGUACCUAAAAAUAAUAAUAACCUGCAGUUUCAAAAUCGACUUGAGCCAUUCGGUAGAUACCUUGCAACCUCCAAUAACAGAAACUUCACAAUACCUUCAAUCCAAAAUAUACAAGUUAGUGGAACUUCGACAUUAAGUAGAUUUUCAAGGGAACAAGAUAGAGAAAUGACACAAUUGGGAUCUAAAACGUCAAAGGAUUUGUUAACCUCAGUCAUGACAGCGACGCCAAUCACAACGCAGAGGAAUAAUAAAUUAACAUUUUUUGACAAGUUCAAUAGUAUGUUUAACUUUUCAACAAUAUCUGAAGAGCAAAAAACAACAGUCGAGAAGAACCGGAGUGCUGAAUCGCCAAGGAAUGAUUUUGUAUCAAUAGAAGAGCUAAAUGAAGCAUUGACCACUAAUAUGGUUAUGUAA